This is a messenger RNA of Raphanus sativus (radish), 3218 nucleotides long. RefSeq names its product phosphate transporter PHO1 homolog 1-like. The record is from RefSeq and is a predicted model, not a curated record. Gene Ontology annotation, molecular function: inositol hexakisphosphate binding. The transcript is spliced from 12 exons. Gene Ontology annotation, cellular component: plasma membrane; trans-Golgi network; cytoplasm. NCBI's taxonomy places the organism in Eukaryota, Viridiplantae, Streptophyta, Magnoliopsida, Brassicales, Brassicaceae. Bases 374 to 2743 code for a protein of 789 amino acids. Gene Ontology annotation, biological process: phosphate ion transport; cellular response to phosphate starvation.
GCUUCACUCAUAGUUAAAACAUUUUGAGUAGUGAGAGAGGUGCGAGAAGGCCCGGCGGCCAGAUAAUUAUCGGUGUAUAUAUACCGGUGAGAAUCCCACACCAGACAAGAUUUACCUUCCUAAAACCACAAGUGGAAGAAGAAUAUGGUUAAAAUUAGUAAUGAGAUUUUGUUUUAAGAAGGAUCUUUGAGAAUGUGCUUUGUGAAGCUUCAUCAGUAGAAGCAAGCAAGCACAGUCACAUAUAUUCUUCUCUUUCUCUGUCUUUUAUUUUUUUUUCCAUUAUAAAACAAAAUCUUCUUCUUCUCUUGUCCUACACUCAAAACAAACACACUCUCUUCUUAUUUUGAGUUUAAAGAGUUAAGAUAGAAAAGAUAUGGUGCCGUUCACUAAGCAAUUUGAGGGGCAACUUGUGCCCGAAUGGAAAGACUCCUUUGUCGAUUACUCUCAGCUCAAGAAAGACCUCAAGAAAAUCCAUUUGUUAACCAAUGGAGUUGAGAAGGAGCACACAGAAACUUCUCUCAUCAACACCAUUAAGUCCUCUUUAGGAAAGCUUUCCAUUUUUGGCAACAAGGAACCGGAACGCCCUCGUGCCAUCAAAGUUCAUAGAAAGCUUGCUUCUUCUGUAAGUAACAGUGACGUGUAUGAGACGGAACUCCUGGAGACAAUUUCUGAUGAUACCGGUGCUGCGAAAGAGUUCUUCAUGUGUCUGGACACGCAGCUCAACAAAGUGAAUCAGUUCUACAAGACAAAGGAGAAAGAGUUCUUGGAGAGAGGGGAGUGUUUGAAGAAGCAGAUGGAGAUACUCAUUGAGGUGAAAGAUGCUUUCAAUCAAAAGCAAGCCAAUGGAGAGUCAACUCAAGAAUCAAAAGAAGACGAUUCCAUAUCAUGCACCAUCUCAUGUGAGGAAGACUCUGUUAAAAGCAGAACAGAGGAAAUAGAACUUCAGGAAUAUUGCUUAGAGGAUUUGAAGAACAAUGGGGCAGAAAAAUUGGAGUCUCCAAGAUCACAAGAACCAACCAAAAUCAACAAGAAGGACUCUAAGAUGAAGACAGAUUCUGGCCGUGUUUUCAGCUGUCAUGGGAGGAAGCUCAAGAUAAAGAUCCCAUUGACAAAUCCUUCACGUAAAUUCUCAGCUAUAAGUUACUUCAUCAAAGAAGAUUUGAUAAACCAGUCAUCGUCAAAGAAACGUGGUCCAGAUGGAGUAAAUAAGCUGCGAAUCAGCAAGAAAACCCUAAAUCACGCCGAGAAGAUGAUCAAAGGAGCUUUGACAGAACUCUACAAAGGGUUAAAUUAUCUCAAAACUUACAGAAACUUGAACAUGUUAGCCUUCAUGAAAAUUCUUAAAAAGUUCGAAAAGGUUACUGGAAAACAAAUCCUUCCGAUAUAUCUCAAAGUGGUUGAAAGUUCUUACUUCAAUAGUUCAGACAAGGUGAUAAAUCUAUCAGACGAAGUUGAAGAAUUGUUCAUCAAGCACUUCGCAGGAGAGAAUCGUAGAAAGGCAAUGAAAUAUCUGAAACCGCACCAUCGUAAAGAGUCUCACUCUGUCACCUUCUUCAUUGGUCUGUUCACUGGUUGUUUUGUUGCUCUUCUUGCUGGCUACAUCAUUGUGGCUCAUCUGACUGGUAUGUACAAAAGACACACCGAGAACACUUUCUACAUGGAAACUGCAUAUCCUGUACUAAGCAUGUUUGGGCUCUUAUUUCUGCACUUAUUCUUAUACGGUUGCAACAUAUUUAUGUGGCGAAAAGCGAGGAUAAACUAUAGUUUCAUCUUCGAACUUGGGACCAAAAAUGAGCUCAAGUUUAGAGAUGUUUUCUUGAUAUGUACAGCUUCAAUGUCUGUGAUAGCCGGCGUCAUGUUUGUUCAUCUCUUGCUUCUUGCAAAAGGUUACUCAUUUGGACAAGUUCAAGUGAUCCCUGGCCUUCUAUUACUGGUCUUCUUCUUAAUACUGUUUUGUCCCUUGAACAUUUUCUACAAAUCAAGCCGUUACCGGUUUAUAUCAGUAAUCAGAAACAUUGUAUUUUCACCUCUUUAUAAAGUCGUGAUGCUCGAUUUCUUUAUGGCUGAUCAACUUUGCAGCCAGGUACCUAUGCUAAGGAACCUGGAAUACAUAGCUUGCUACUAUAUAACCGGUAGCUACACAACACAGGACUAUGGAUAUUGUAUGAGAGUCAAGUACUACAGAGAUCUUGCCUAUGCAGUUUCCUUCCUCCCAUACUACUGGAGAGCAAUGCAGUGUGCAAGGAGGUGGUUUGACGAAGGCGAGACAAGCCACUUAGUGAACCUAGGGAAGUAUGUAUCAGCGAUGUUAGCGGCUGGAACCAAAGUGGCUUACGAGAAAGAGAGGAGCAUUGGUUGGCUCUGCCUUGUGGUGGCUAUGUCAAGUAUAGCCACCGUUUACCAAUUGUAUUGGGACUUUGUAAAGGAUUGGGGUUUAUUCCAACAUAAUUCCAACAACCCUUGGCUUAGGAACCAACUCAUGCUUAGACAAAAAUCUAUUUACUACUUCUCUAUGGUUUUAAAUCUUGUUCUAAGGCUGGCAUGGGUACAAACAGUUGUGCACUCAAGUUUUGAGCAUGUGGAUUAUAGAGUGACAGGAUUGUUCUUGGCUGCUCUUGAAGUCAUCAGGAGAGGACACUGGAACUUUUACCGAUUGGAGAAUGAGCAUCUAAAUAAUGCGGGGAAGUUUCGAGCUGUAAAGACAGUGCCACUUCCUUUCAGAGAAGUUGAUGAAGAAGACUGAUCUAAUGGAGUCAAUAACCAUUAAUUACUGUUACUUUGUCAGAGAUUGAAAGAACAAGAGAAGAAAAAGAAGGAAGAGGACGAACGUCCUUGUUGAUCAACCCUGUUUUGUGAUCUGAUCAAAGAAUCCAUUUAUCAUUGUUAUUAUUUUUUCAAUCGCCGGAACUCCUAACCAAUUUCUAGUGAUAACUUUUGAUUCUCAUAUUUUUCUAUAAUCCAUCAUCAUCAACGAUUAGAGAAACCCUAAAUCUAUAAAUGCGCCGAUUAUCAGUAGUGGCAAAUUAAUAACCAAAGACUUGAAGAGUAGUUUUGCACAUUUAUGCAAGGGAAUUUUUUAAACUUAUAAAUUCAUAAGCAAGAAAAUUAAAAGAAAAUCUGAAACUACUGAAGUUAAAACAAGAGAACGUAAAAAAAAAUAACAAGAGAACGUAAAGAGAAAAACACUUUAUUUUAUUAAAGUAGAAGAAGUUAAAGUU